AUGUCGGCUGCCCGAUAUCCAUCUCCAACGCGCAAGGAUACGGCCAUUACCUACAAGAAGCAGUUGUCUGCCUACAACAUAACUGUGCGCCAAGGGAUUGAGCUUCCGGAGGUGCUUGCCAAGUUUGUGAGCACACUCCAACAGAGCCGUCAACAAGGCGCUUCGCCGCAUGCGCAAGCCAUAUUGGAUACACGGAGAGCCGCGGCGCUGGAAAAUGAGACUACGGCGCGCAAGAUGCUGGACGAGAAUAUUCUCUUCCGAGGCGAGGCUCACCCCGAUGGCAUCAAGGGCCUGACACUCAAGGAUCAAGUAGAUCUAGUUGGAGAUUUUCCCUUGCUGGGCCGCCGCGUGCUACAGUGCCAGAGCGAUGGGGCGUACUCGCGCAGCCUCAACCUGACAGUGGCAUCGGGCAUCCAGAAUGGUACAAUGUCGUCCACAAGGCCGAUACGCACUUCCCGCCUCCUCACUGCUCGGUGGAAAGCCGGCCUUUCCGGUGAAAACCAGGUUCAUGCCGCGCUACAGGCUGCCCGCGACGGUGCGCUUAUCGUUAACUACAAGUGCCAAUUCUACCUGCGCGCAUACCCUGAACGUUGCCCGUCACAGCUCGAGACCUGCCAUUUCUCCGCAACGACUGAGACGUAUACAUGCAUACUGUGGAUACACUGGCGGGAGAGUGGCCCGAAUGACGACGAGGUGUACUUGCGCAUGGAGGAAGUAGAAACGGCACGCAUGAAUAAGCUGCAUGACUUACAGGAGUUGCGGAAAGUGCUGCAUAACUACCUACUGUUGAAUAUGCCUUGGGUGAAGAAGACGCAGUCGCAAAGCUCCAUGACCGACAACAUCUGCACUUGCUAUGCGGUUCUUGGACAAGCCUUUGACGCCUUCAAGUAA
Messenger RNA from Ustilaginoidea virens, 891 nucleotides. RefSeq lists its product as uncharacterized. The transcript has 4 exons. NCBI's taxonomy places the organism in Eukaryota, Fungi, Ascomycota, Sordariomycetes, Hypocreales, Clavicipitaceae. Bases 1 to 891 code for a protein of 296 amino acids. The record is from RefSeq and is a predicted model, not a curated record.